This is a messenger RNA of Scheffersomyces coipomensis, 2538 nucleotides long. It is a transcript of the gene SEC6, whose product is annotated as SNARE-binding exocyst subunit. Gene Ontology annotation, cellular component: exocyst. Gene Ontology annotation, biological process: exocyst localization; exocytosis. The transcript has a single exon. The record is from RefSeq and is a predicted model, not a curated record. Gene Ontology annotation, molecular function: SNARE binding. The coding region runs from base 1 to 2538 and encodes 845 amino acids. Lineage: Eukaryota; Fungi; Ascomycota; Pichiomycetes; Serinales; Debaryomycetaceae.
AUGAGUGAUAUAGCCCUCUCUAGGAUAGCACAUUUGCUUAAAGUGGAGGAUGAUCUCGUGAAGAUUCCUGAAUUACGACAACAAUUCAUUCGAGAAAAGGCAUCGAUUGAUGUUAAAUUAAGUUCAACAACACAACAACAAAUCGAUUCAUUAAUGACGAAUAUAUCGAAAUUGAAUGAUGCUUCAAGUAGGAUCAAUUCCAUCAAGGGGAACAUCACUCGAAUCAAUCAGAUUUAUGAUGAAUCAAUCACCAAUAUCAAGGAUUAUGCCACCAUUAAGAAGAUGUCAAGUGUUAAUCAAUAUUUGAAUCAAGUGGAGAAUUUAUAUCAAGAUAUUAGAUCAUAUUCGAAUAUAUUGGCUAAAUUGAAUAAGAAGAUUGAAGCGGAAUAUCAACAAUUGAAUGAAGAUCUUUCAUAUCCUUUACCUAAUAUCAUAUCUAUACAUUUUGAAUAUAAUCGAGUUCGGAAUUUUCUGGAUUAUUUAGAAACUUUUUCAAACCAAUUAUCUGAUGAUUUAAAGGCCUUUGUGAAUAAAGUUAUUAAGAUGACUAAGACUACGAUCCGAUUAUUCGAUGAAUUGUUGAAAGAAAUGAUUAUUAGUUUGACAGAAGCAGUUAAGGAUGAUAAUGUUCAAUUGGUUUAUAAAUUAGUGAAGAUUAUUGAAUUUGAAGCUAAUGAAGAUUUAAAAUUCACCUUAAUGGAAAAUCUUGGAAUUAAUCAAGGUAAUGGUGAUUUCAAAACCAUUGAUUAUGUUAAUUUCAGAGGUUCAAAACGGAAUUAUAAGAAAUUCUUUUAUAUUAAAUUAGAAGAAUGUCUUGAUGAUACAUUUAAUGAUUGUAUUAAACAUUAUUCCAGUGAUCCCAUGCAAGUUUAUGAAGGGGGGUUAGAUUGGUUAGAAGAUGAAUUAAGAUUUGUAUUUCAACGAUUAAAUCCAAUGUUACCUUCUAAUUGGGAUGUUGAUUCGUUUUUUCAAAAUGUUUAUUAUAAUAGAUUACAUAAAUAUACUAUGGAUGUAAUUAAUACUGAUCCACCAGCAGAAGAUUUAAUGAAGAUUUUGAAUUAUGAUACUUAUUAUGGUAAAUUCCUUGUUGCUUUACAAAACCUUGAUACUGAUGAUGAUAAAUCAAAGAGAAAAUCAGUUAUAAAGAAAGAGCAAAAAUCGAUUAUUGGAGAAGAAUUAAAGAAUAGUGUAUUAGAAGAUUAUUUGAAAGUCAUUACUAGUAAACUGGAUGAAUGGACCGAUAAUUUAAUUAAAAUGGAAUCGGAGAAUUUCGUUCAAAGACUGAUUCCUCCUGACACUUAUCAUUAUAGUCAACAAAUUGAGGAUGAAGAUGUUAAUGAUCAAUUAAUCACCGUGGAUAUUACAAGUGAUGUCUAUGUAUUACCUGAUUUCAAUUCUGCCUUGACAAUGUUAAAGGGUCAAGCUGAUGUGGCGGCUGAUUCAGGAUAUUCUAAGAUUUUAGCUGGGGUAUUAGAAAAUUUUUCCAAAUGUUAUAUUAAACGAAUUAUAAAUUUUCAAAAAUUAAUUGAAGAUGAAAUUGAAAAAUAUAUGUCGAUCUAUAGUAAUGAAGGAUGUUUAAUUAAAGAAAGUAAAGCUAAGAGAUUAUUCAGAUCGGGGAAAUCAAAUACAUCUAAGACACCUCAAGAUUUCGAAAAUAUGACACCUGAAGAAUUAGCCCAAAUUUCGCAACCGGCCCUUAUUGAAUAUCUUGCUGCCUUAGGGAAUACAUUUGAGAUUAAUACAGAUCGAUUAUCAGAUAAAUUCUUACCUGAAUAUCAAGAAAAAGUUCAUAGUGCCUAUCAAAAUCGAUUAAUUCAAGCUAUUGAAGAAACUAAUAAUCCAAGUACAGAAUUAAAUGCCCAAAUUUUACGAGCUAUAGUUGAUAUUAUUGUUAAUGAUUUAUAUCCUGAAUUAUCGAAAUUAUUUACAAAAUCAUGGUAUGAAGAUGGACAAAACCUUACUCUGGAUCAAACUACUGGAGCAGCUAGAAUUGCGGAAACUAUUGCGGAAUAUAUGGGAGAAUUAAGAAGUUAUACCACCUAUGAUAUUUAUUCUUUAACGUUUAAUAUUUUAUUGGAUUCAUUUAUAUCAGAUUAUAUUCGAAUUGGAUAUGAAAAUAUCUUACAUGGUGAUGGGAAAAAGAUUGAUCCUAAGGCAGUUAAGAAAUAUAAAUCAUUUUCAGAAGGAAUUAAUAGAGAUGUCACUCUUAUCUAUGGUAAAUUACAACCAUUAUUUACCAGAAAAGAUACGGCCUAUUUAAUGAGUUUACAAGCAAUUGAAUUGUUGGGUGAUUUAGGGAUGUGUGAUGAACCUAUGACUAUCAUACCACAAAUUUGGGAACAUGAUAUUUUACCAUUAUUUUAUUAUUGUCCGAUUGAAUAUGUGAGAGGGUUAUGUUUAUGUCGUAAGGAUAUGGAUAAACGUCAAGUUAAUCAAUUAUGUGAACAAUUGGAAAUUAUUCAAAAGGAUUACCAAUCUAAAGUUGAACCUCCAUCCAUGCCGAUUGCUACGUUGAAUGAUUUUACAUUUAAGGAUUAG